This is a messenger RNA of Fusarium sp. VM40, 1347 nucleotides long. Lineage: Eukaryota; Fungi; Ascomycota; Sordariomycetes; Hypocreales; Nectriaceae. The record is from the annotation of a GenBank genome assembly.
AUGUCUCCUUCCAAAACUCAUAUAAUAGAGCCUUGGAAACUCACAGCUUCUGAGGCCCUUGCCCAGAUCCAAGCCGAUGAACUCUCAGUCCAAGAGUAUGCAGAAUCGCUGCUAGAGAGAAUCAAGAAUCGGGAUGAGGACGUCAAAGCCUGGGCAUAUCUUGAUAAAGAUCAUGUCAUUCAGCAGGCAAAGCUUCUAGACGAGGUUCCUAAGAAGAAUCGAGGACCUCUUCAUGGGCUUCCUAUCGCUGUGAAGGAUGUCAUCUAUACAAAAGAUAUGCCAACGCAGUUUAACUCGCCGCUCUAUGACGGGCAUUUCCCCGAGGUAGACGCUGCUUCAGUUCGAAUCCUUCGUCAUGCUGGGGCUCUGAUAUUUGGCAAAACAACAACUACGCAGUUCGCCGCUCUGCAUAUCGGCCCCAAGACUCACAACCCUCAUGAUCCCUUCCGUACCCCUGGCGGCUCUUCUAGCGGUUCCAGUGCAGCCGUAGCCGACUUCCAAGCCCCUAUGGCCCUUGGUACACAGACAGGAGGUUCUAUGAUCCGUCCGGCCUCGUUCAACGGCAUCUACGGGUUCAAACCAACAUGGAACUCCGUCUCUCGGGAGGGCCAGAAGGUCUACGCUCUGAUAUACGACACUCUAGGGUGGUAUGCGCGAUGUAUCGAAGACUUAGUGCUGCUGGCCGAUAUCUUUGCCCUUCAAGAUGACGAAGGUGAAGAAUCUGUUUUUCGAGGCAUUGAAGGCGCACGCUUUGCAAUCUGCAAGACAGUUGUGUGGCCUAUGGCUGGCCCAGGCACACAAGAAGCUCUUCUCCAAGCUGCAGAUCUACUUCGAUUGCACGGCGCGACCGUAGAAGAGAUCGAACUGCCUUCAGAAUUCGACGAAUUUCCAGAGCUAUAUCGCAUUGGUCUUCAUAGCGAAGGUCGUACGGCAUUUCUACCCGAAUAUCGAGUUGGGAAAGAUCAUAUCGGCCAGGUACUAAUCGAGCAUGUUGAGAACGCCGAUAACUUCACUCGGAAGACACAACUCGAGGCUUUCGACAAGAUGGCUGCCCUAAGGCCCGUCUUUGACAGAAUUGCUUCCCAAUACGCGGCUAUCAUCACGCCGAGUGUGCCCGAUGAGGCACCCGUAGGUCUUGAGAGCACGGGGAGUCACAUAUUUUGUUCCAUGUGGAGUGGGCUGCACACUCCAGUGCUGAACGUGCCGGGAUUCAAAGGGGAACAAGGAAUGCCCAUCGGCUUAUCCCUCGUUGCGCCCCGAUAUCGUGACCGCCAUCUGUUGGAAGUAGGCAAGGCAGUUGGAGAGGUCUUUGAGACUGAAGGAGGUUGGGAAACAAAACUGGUGUAA